UAAAUAAAUUUCCAUAUUUUUUAUUUCAUUUUCAGCUUCUGAUGGGAAUAUUCUUCUAUGUUAAAAGUGUGGCUUUAGUGGAAGAUGUUCCACUGGAGGAAACCUAUGAUCAGGUUGAUAAAUUUUAUAAAGAAGUGGAUAGAGGUUAUACGCAAAAUGCGUACAAUUGUUGGAUUGCAGCCUGUAUUUAUGUUCUUACAUUCCUGUUUUCAGGACAUCAGUUCUAUAUAAAUUCAAGAUCUUCCCUUAGCGUUUAAAGGAAUUUUAUUAAAAUGUUAUACGACUAAAUAAAUAUGUAUAAAUUUACAAAUCAAUAUUGUAUUAUAAACAAUGUAUUUAGAAGUAUUCUAAAUCGUAUAUAAUAGUAUAUUAAUUGCAAGAACAAAUAACAGUAUAUUGAUGACAUAGAAGUCUUGUUUAGUGUAUUAAGACUAUUUUGUUUUAUAUAAUAUAUACCUUUCAAUCUUUUAGUGCUUAUACAUACAUAUGUAUACUUAUAUAGUUCAGAUUUAAUAUUAUCCGUCUUAAUACCUAUAAAAUAGGAGAAUAAAUAUUUCAGAUUAUAAUGUAUAUGUAAAGUUAUAAGGGUAAUAAUAUUAUUGAUUGAAGCUA
Nomia melanderi (Alkali bee) is the source of this 612-nucleotide messenger RNA. The record is from RefSeq and is a predicted model, not a curated record. NCBI's taxonomy places the organism in Eukaryota, Metazoa, Arthropoda, Insecta, Hymenoptera, Halictidae.